UCCAGUGAUUAUUUUAAAUAUUUGCUUAAUUUUUUGUGAUAUCAAAAAAAUUUUCAUUAAUUUUUGGAAUGGAGGGAGGCAGGGAGGGAAUGUCAACAAGGAUUUGCUUAAAAUGUUUUUCUCCCAUAAAAUUUUUUUCCGUAUAGCUAAUGAACCUGAAACUUCCGGCGGGAACGUGGGUCUCAUCAUUGUGGGUGUCAUUGCCGUUGUAGUCCUGCUUGCUCUUGUUAGUGCCAUUGUCUGGUUCUUCGUGCUCCGCAAAAAAGGUGAAGAAGAAAAGGGAAUGGAAAUGGGAAUGACCGCUGCUAGAGGUAUGAAGACGAACAAAGUUGGAGCGACUCAAGCAACGAUAGGCGAAAUGACUACUAUUGGAGGAAUGCAAGCCAAAACAGGUGGAGCGACACCUGCUGGAGGAGCUACAUCGAAAGCUGCCGGGACAACAAAGGGAGGAGCGACAUCGAAGCCUGGAGGGGCAACGUCAAAGAAGCAUAAGAAUGUAAUAUAAGUGAAGAUGACAUAAUCUCUCCUUUUCCUUUUUAUGAAAGUUGGACAUAUACUUUAAAUUGAAAAAUUAUAACAGGGUAUUAAUGAUUCAAACUUGGGUUGGACAUAACCGGUCAUCAAUCGGUACCCCCAGUUUUCGGUUCCGGUUUAUGACUGAUCCUCGGUUUUUGGUGAACCAAGACCGGUUUUUGAUUAAAUUUUUCAAAAGGUUAUCCUAUUUUUUGAAAAAAGGUGGCCGUAUACUUUUGUUGAAUAGUGUAUUUAAUCUCAUUCAAGCCAUCUUCUUUUCUCCUCACGCCUGCCAUCUUCCACUUCUCAUUUGUUUCACCGGUCAGUAGGGGUAUAUAGCCGGAGCUCUGAAAAACUCGAGACCAAGACUUCACAAUAUGACCAAGACCAAAAAACCCCAAGAAAAUUCGUGAGUCAAGACUGAUAAUUUUAAAAAUUUUUGAAUAGGUAUAUUUUAAAAAAUAGAAAAAUUGUAAUUUAGUUUGUUU
Meloidogyne enterolobii is the source of this 1001-nucleotide messenger RNA. NCBI's taxonomy places the organism in Eukaryota, Metazoa, Nematoda, Chromadorea, Rhabditida, Meloidogynidae. The record is from the annotation of a GenBank genome assembly.